AUGGAACUUCGUGCUAAAGCAAGUAGUUGCUGUAAAUUUCCCGCAUUUUUCUCCAAAACUAUAUUACGAAAGUGUAAAAGUCAGGCUCUCGUUAAGAAGGAAAAUGGUAAAGAUGUGUUCUACGAAGACUCGUGCUUUUUAGAUUGUGUCUUCAAAACAUCAGGGCAUUCUACGAAAGGAAAUCUCUCGGGGCAGUUCAUACGAGAUGCUUUGCCGCCGCACUCGUUGGAAAAUCCGUUAACAAUCAUCAAUUGGUAUCAUUUCGCUGACAUGAUGAUGGCACAAACUUGCAAUAUACGAUGGUUUACAGCUGGAACAAUUCAACGUUUCACCGCCAUCUACAAAAAAGCUCUCGCCAACAUCGAUGCAAAACGCCCAAUUUGCAACAUCCGGAUCGCUGGCUUUUGGGAUUGCAUGUACAAUCAAUUGAUGGGACAAUGCUUGUACGAAAUGUUGACCCAAACUGAUGCAUGCACGAAAAUGAGAACACGAGCCGUACAAUGUACUUGGUGGUAG
Molecule: messenger RNA, 516 nt
Organism: Culicoides brevitarsis
Lineage: Eukaryota; Metazoa; Arthropoda; Insecta; Diptera; Ceratopogonidae
Product: general odorant-binding protein 67-like
Exons: 5
Coding region: 1-516 (171 amino acids)
Source: RefSeq, a predicted model, not a curated record